AUGGAUAUCUCUUUAACUAAAAAAUCCAAACCGGCUAAUCAAGAUCUUACAGAAGAAAUAAUUAAAACAAAAGCUAAAUGGUUUGCAAAUUAUCUUAAAAUCGAAAAAUUUGAAGUAUCAAAUGGUUGGUUAGAAGCUUUUAAAGUUCGGAAUCAUAUUCAACUUUAUAUUAAACAUGGUGAAGCAGCAAGUGUACCUUUGGAAAUUUUGAAUAAUAGUCGACAAAAUAUUCAAAAUAUUUUAAGUUCUUAUCAACCACAAGAUAUUUGGAAUAUGGAUGAAACCGGUUUAUUUUGGCGAAUGAAGCCAAAUAAAUCAUUAGCACAAGAUCAAAUUAUUGCUAUUAAAGCUCUUGAUAAUGAACAACACAAAGCCGAAAAUAAACUUGGUCAUUUAAUUGAUUUAUUUAACUACAAUGAUCCAAUGAAUCCUGCCG
Messenger RNA from Acaulospora morrowiae, 436 nucleotides. NCBI's taxonomy places the organism in Eukaryota, Fungi, Glomeromycota, Glomeromycetes, Diversisporales, Acaulosporaceae. The record is from the annotation of a GenBank genome assembly.